AUGGAUACUUACGGACCGGAGGCAUGGUACGGGGGAUUACCCAGAAUCACACGUGCCUUGCUUACCAUCAUGUUCCUUCUAACAGUAUUAACGACAUUCAGGAUAAUAUCGCCACAAACUCUAAUUCUAGACUGGCAGCUUAUAAGGAAGAAUUAUGAAAUACAUCGGAUAAUAUUAGGAUGUCUAUACGUAGGACAGUUCUCAUUCAAGUGGGCUAUACAAGCCUAUAUGUUCGCGCAAUUUUCAUCGAUGCUAGAGAGAAACCCCGUAUUCUCGAUGUCAAUAGGGUCAUACCUAUACUUCAUUCUCAUAGAGAUGCUAAUACUCUCAGUUAUCAGCAUGGGCAUAUUCUGGCCAUCAGGGUUCCCAAUGCUUAAUGAUGCACUGCUGUUUGCUAUCAUAUACUACUGGUCCAAGAGAGAUAUGUGGAAUACUGUCUCAAUAUACAUGUUCACUGUUAAGGCGUACCAGUUACCUUUCGUCAUGCUAUUCAUUAACUUCAUCAUGGGAGCACCCAUGGUAGUCAAUCUUAUCGGACUGAUAGGUGGCCACGCGUACUAUUUUAUAAGGGAGGUGUUACCGACAAGGGGGUUCUACAACAUAUUUGGAAGGUGCCCACAAUGCCUGGACUACCUAGCAGAUAAAAUUGAUUCAGUAUUCAACUUUAGCUAUUUGAACUGGUAUGACGGUACGAGGUCAACGCCAUAUACAUCGUCGAAUAGACCAACGAGACCGAAUACAGGCUUUGUGGGACGUGGUAUACGACUAGGUGGAACUUAA
This is a messenger RNA of Babesia sp. Xinjiang, 780 nucleotides long. RefSeq names its product Derlin-1. The transcript has a single exon. Gene Ontology annotation, molecular function: ubiquitin-specific protease binding; misfolded protein binding. The record is from RefSeq and is a predicted model, not a curated record. NCBI's taxonomy places the organism in Eukaryota, Apicomplexa, Aconoidasida, Piroplasmida, Babesiidae. Gene Ontology annotation, biological process: endoplasmic reticulum unfolded protein response. Gene Ontology annotation, cellular component: Hrd1p ubiquitin ligase ERAD-L complex; endoplasmic reticulum membrane. Bases 1 to 780 code for a protein of 259 amino acids.